GAGUGCUUGAAGUGUGUGAUAAAAGUGCAAUUGUCAUUGGAGACCUGCUCUGGACGGGUGAACAAAACCAGUGUGAUAGUUCAACCGAUUGUAUCAUAUCAUCAAAUACAAACACACAAAAAUGCGCGAUCGGUGACACUGAUACAGCCUAUUGCAGUGAAUAGUUUUUGAUUAUGUGUUUCGAAACAUGUUCUUGUGAUAGUAACACAAAAUAGAGUGCCAAAGAAAUGGGUGACAGACUAAAGCACCCAUUUAAAGUGAAAACUAAAACAUUUCGUAUUGAUUUUGUGAAAAUUGAAAAAUGGAUGUAAUUACAGAUUUAUCUCCCCUGAGCCCAGGCUUGAUAGACGAGUUGGAGGCGUUCAUGGCCCCCGUCGGCGAGGGCUGCUACGGAACGCAGACUCUCGACACUCGCCGGCUUGGGGGCCACCAAUUACCAGAAAGUCCACCGGACUCCGGAUCAGAGAAUCCUUACAGUCCGUCGGAAACCCACGUUCCCCACGCCAUAGCAGUAUCUCAAAGUGUACUUGGUUCCGACUACAUGUUAGUCCACGACCACAUGCCCACACACGAGAUACUGCAACAAAAUGGGGAUUACAUCUACGAAGAAUUAAAAUCAGAUUCUAUAGACCACGAUGUCCUGAGAAGCAACCUAAAUGAUGUUGUAGUUCUACCACAGGAUCCCAAUAUAGUUGAGCUAGGUAUAAGAACUGUCAGACAUGAUCUUUUAGAUCCGUAUCAAAACAGAUACAAUCAAAUGAGGGUAGAGAUGCCUGAUUUGGAUCAGGGUAUCAUAAAUCCUCAGUUGGUGUCGUUGGGACAUGAUGCCUUAACGCCUGUGUACACGAAUCUUCAAGAGCCGAGUAGUAAAAAGAGGAAGCAUUCGCAAGAUGUGAAUUCUCAAGUCAAAUGUGAACCAGCUGCGCUAUCCCCAGAAAGUAUACCCAACAUCCGGCCUGCGCCACCUUCCGUGGACGGCUCAGAAGCGGGGGACGACGCUCCGCUGCAGUGCAUCCGCUUCGCAUCGUUCCAACAGCAGUUGUGGCACGCGCUGUACGACUGCAACCUGAAACCUAUGUCCACGCCCUCGUACGUAGUAGGAGCAGAUAAAGGGUUCAACUACUCACAGAUAGACGAGGCGUUCGUCUGUCAAAAGAAAAACCACUUUCAGGUCACAUGCCAGAUACAAAUGCAGGGUGAAGCGCACUAUGUGAAGACACCAGAUGGUUUUAAGAAGAUCAACAACUUCUGCUUGCACUUUUAUGGUGUUAAGGCUGAAGACCCAAGUCAAGAAGUCAGAAUAGAACAAAGUCAAUCGGACAGAACAAAGAAACCAUUUCAUCCGGUGCCUGUGGAGCUCCGGCGAGAAGGUGCAAAAAUAACAGUGGGAAGGCUCCACUUCGCCGAAACGACGAACAACAACAUGCGCAAGAAGGGUCGACCAAAUCCUGACCAAAGGCACUUCCAGUUGGUCGUAGCUUUAAGAGCUCAUGCCGCACAUGGAGACUUUAUCAUCGCUGCUCAUGCUAGUGACAGAAUUAUCGUUAGGGCCUCUAACCCUGGGCAAUUCGAGUCGGAUUGUUCAGAAAACUGGUGGCAGCGCGGCGUUUCGGAGAACAGUGUCCAUUAUAACGGCCGAGUUGGGAUAAAUACGGACAGACCUGACGAAUCCUGUGUUAUCAAUGGUAACCUCAAGGUGAUGGGACACAUAGUACACCCAUCUGAUGCACGCGCCAAACACAAUAUUGAAGAGUUGGACACUGCACAGCAAUUAAAAAAUGUGCAGAGCAUACGGGUUGUCAAAUUCAACUACGAUCCAUCGUUCGCCGAGCACUCCGGACUAUUAGGCUUUGAUCCGACCAGCUCAACCCCGCAAUCUGACACAGGAGUGAUAGCUCAAGAAGUCAGAAGGGUGAUACCUGAAGCUGUAAAAGAAGCUGGUGACGUCACGCUGCCGAACGGAGAUACCAUACAGAAGUUCCUGGUUGUUAACAAGGACCGAAUCUUCAUGGAGAAUCUUGGCGCUGUGAAGGAAUUGUGCAAAGUAACUGGCAAUCUUGAGUCCCGAAUUGACCAGUUGGAGCGCAUCAAUAAGAAAUUGUGCAAAAUGAGCAUUCUGCAACGACGGGAUAGUUCGCGGUCUAGUGUUAGCAAUGAUUCCCGCUUUUCAGCAAUUUCAGCUUCAUCAAAAUCCCUCUACAGCGACGGCAACAUAUCAAUUGAGCAGAUUCGCGAUAUAGCCAGAAAUAUCCGUAAACACGAAUGCUGUUCAAAAAUCAGCCAUCAUUCACCAAAAUACACAAGAAAGUUAUGCAAGAACUGCCAAACUACACGUUUGGGGAAACAUUACAACAGCAACAAAAUUUAUAAUAACAAAAAUGACAAAACGGAAAAGUUGGACACAUUUCCGACUUACACCGACGAAACCAAGAGCCAAGAAGAUAUUAACACGGUGUCAAAGAAAAACCAAGAUUCGCAUACGAAUAUUUGGUUCAGAGAUGAUUAUAACUAUGAACAAAAGUUAGCGUUCUGUUGUGGAAGGAGAGAUCGGUACGGUGAUGCAAGCAGCGAACUGAUAUCGAAUAAGUUUUUGCAGAUUGUCAUAACUAUUCUGAUAUUUAUUAUGGCUGUUUGCCUCGUGGUAAUGUCAGCUCUCUACUUCCGAGAGCAUCAAGAGUUGUUGUCAAUGAAAGAGAUAAGGAUGCACGAGAAAUUUUCCAACUACCCGCAUUAUAACAAGUUCAAUGUCAACGGUGCCACCGCUCACAGAGCGCCGCCCGAUCAAAACCAAAUACAGAAUUUAAAACCUCAGCAUGCGACUGUAAAGAAAACAGCAAAAGAGAAAGGACCGCAUAAAACUACGCCAGAAUACACAACUACAUCCCCCACUGAAAACUCACCCCAUACAAUAGCUACUACCCUCCAUGCAUCCAGGAAUUACGUAAAAAAUGUGCUUCAUAUGGAGCAAACAUCAGCAUCGCCGCGGCUCGAGAAACCAGUUUCUCUAUCGCGAAUUGCUGAGGUAAUUGGCGGUGGGUGUACGUUCAAUGUCAAUACAGACAAUGAGUUGGAUGCUGAAUGUCAGUCAUCUUGUGGCUUGGACCCACCGCAAACCUAUGAAAAUCAAGAGCCAUUAGAGCGGAACCCGGAAAAAGAACUAAACGAGACCUUCUCUAGGCCCCUCGAACCAAUACCCAAAGACAAACUUCCAAGCAUCCCAGUGAUCCCAGACAAACAGAAUGACACGACGAAAGAAGAGCUAAAGAAUAGUGAACAGGAAAUCAAGAGGGAAGAGUUUAAAUUGCACGACGAAAUAAUUGCUGAGAGUAAUCUUUUGGAUUCUGCUAAACAGAAUGGGACUGAAGUUCGUCUCAAACGAGCCAUCCGAGCAAAGCGAGAAACAAACGAAGCCUUACUGAGGAGUAGCUCUGAAGAGAUGAACCUGACUGAUGAAAUUCCUGGAGCUAAGGAUUGCGACACGAUAUCGGUGGGUAUAUCGAGCAAGUCGGUCUCAAACAACUCUGUCUUCGUGGAACGCGAAGUCUGCGCUCUGAGAGUGCAUAACUACACUUAUACAGUGCCUUUGUCGCGAUGUUUGCAUCAUAAACAUCUCGACAUUAUAUUUCGCUCUACUAAAUUGAAAGAGAUUCGCCUCUGCGAUCUCCACUGCAAGUAUGACUCGGUCAAGAACUGCCAACUUAACAGAGAAAUCGCCAAGCCAAUACCAUCUGUCGACGCUUGGACUUCAAAAAUGACUCUUGAAUGCAAUAUGGAUCGCGAUAUGAAGAUACGGGCUUCGUAUACGCAGCUUAAGGAUCUUUGCUACUUGACACCUGAGCAGAAGAUACCGUUUGUUGAAUUCAACAUACACAUCUACAGAGAUUGUCACAAUUAAUAUAACGUAAAUCUACCUACAUUGUCUAUGGCGGGUCUAUGGAAGUUAAAUGUAACUUGAUUUACUGUGGAAGAUGAAAUAAUUGUAACAUAUAUAACCUGACAAGUAAAGAUCAAAUUUUUGGUACUGACAACACUAACUUAGGCGCCAAUAGUCAAUGUUCCUGCCACUAUUUCAGGAUUAAUAAAUAACUAUAAGUUACUUUCUAGAAAAAACUCAUAUAGUAAGAAAUUCCGC
This is a messenger RNA of Hyposmocoma kahamanoa, 4132 nucleotides long. RefSeq lists its product as uncharacterized. Gene Ontology annotation, molecular function: DNA-binding transcription factor activity; sequence-specific DNA binding. Bases 302 to 3895 code for a protein of 1197 amino acids. NCBI's taxonomy places the organism in Eukaryota, Metazoa, Arthropoda, Insecta, Lepidoptera, Cosmopterigidae. The transcript is spliced from 22 exons. The record is from RefSeq and is a predicted model, not a curated record. Gene Ontology annotation, biological process: protein autoprocessing; positive regulation of DNA-templated transcription. Gene Ontology annotation, cellular component: endoplasmic reticulum membrane; nucleus.